Molecule: messenger RNA, 1659 nt
Organism: Saxophila tyrrhenica
Lineage: Eukaryota; Fungi; Ascomycota; Dothideomycetes; Mycosphaerellales; Extremaceae
Gene: utp15
Product: U3 small nucleolar RNA-associated protein 15
Exons: 1
Coding region: 1-1659 (552 amino acids)
Biological process (GO): positive regulation of transcription by RNA polymerase I; rRNA processing
Cellular component (GO): nucleolus
Molecular function (GO): protein binding
Source: RefSeq, a predicted model, not a curated record
AUGGCAGCAGAAGUACAGGCACUGCCGCCAACGCGCGCGCCUCCUGGACCAGCACCACUUACGCCGGACGAAGCGUACUGGAAGACAUUCAAGAACCAGAUCUUGCUGCCCUCGCCGCACAAUGCUGCAAUCACCUCGGUCACGGUCCCCGACUUCAACCCUACUGGAGCACAGGCGGAGACUUUCGCGGUUACGGGCGGUGGCAGGGUGCAAAUAUACAGCUCCAAGACGAGGAAGCUGGUGAAAACCAUAUCACGGUUCGGCGUCGACGACACCGCGCGAUCCGGAGUGCUAAGACGAGAUGGACGGAUACUGUUGGCUGGAGGAGAUAGUGGUGUGGUACAGGCAUUCGACACUGGGUCAAGAGCGAUUCUGAGGCAGUGGAGGGGAGAGCACGCACAUCGGCUACCAGUACACGUUGUGAGAUGGAGCCCGAAGGUACUCACGGAUCUCAUGAGCUGUUCAGACGACCGUACUGUGCGCGCUUGGGACUUGACUGAAGAUGAGGCCAAGUGGACAGGCGUUGGCCACGAAGACUACGUUCGUUCUGGAUGCUAUCUACCAGAGCAAGAUGGCAUGAUUGUGAGUGGCAGCUACGACCAGACUGUGCGGCUGUGGGAUACGAGACAGGCACGGCCUGCGAUGACAUUCAAGCAUGCAGCGCCUGUUGAGUCCGUGCUCGCAAUGAACAACUCGACGUUAGCAUCAGCUGCCGGCAACGAAGUCAGCAUUCUGAAUCUUGCUGCAGGCAAGGUUGAACAUAUCAUUCGCUCUCACCAGAAGACCGUCACCUCUCUUGCUACUGCGCAGAACAGCACUCGACUUCUCACCAGCGCGCUAGAUGGACACGUCAAAGCCCACAACACUAUCUCAUGGGAAGUCGUCGCUGGCUUCAAGUACUCUGCACCCGUGCUCUCACUGGCAAUCGUCAGUAAUAUCACCGGUGGAGCUCGUGAUGACCGCCAUCUGGCUGUUGGACUGGAGACCGGCCUACUCAGCAUACGAACGAGACUCGCGGGCACUGAGAAAAUAAAGGCGCGCGAGAAGGAAAAGAAGAUGCAAGCGCUCAUGGCAGGCGAAGCAGACGAGUAUGAGCGCAAGCAGCGCAAGAAGGAUCUGCGUCAAGGCAUCCGGGCACGCGAUCGUGGCAAGGACUUUCGCGGCGAGGGCGCGGACAUUGUCAUUACGGGCAACGAGCGUUCGCGGCAAAGCAUGAAAAAGCUCAAAGGUUGGCAGAAACACCUAAGGGAGGGCAAAUACGCCCAAGCACUGGAUCUUGUGCUCGAGCCGGCAGGUGGACCAACGGCGUUCAACAACGAGGAUGUACUUACUGUUCUGACCGCACUCAGACAUCGAAGUGCUACUCGGACUGCUUUGGCGAAUAGAUCGCCCGCGAGACUGCUGCCGCCGUUGCAGUGGUGUUUGAAGUACAUUGCGCAUCCCAGGCAUAUUAUGCUUGUGCACGAUGUGUUCCUAGUGGUUCUGGACCUGUACGCCGAGCAACUCGCGGAAUGGGAUGCGAGCGAAGAUAGUGAAAGCGACGGCAAGGAGGUUAUGAGGCUGAUCAAGAGGAUCGAGAAGCGAGUGAGGCUUGGCGUGGAGCUUGCGCAGAAGGCUGGAAGUUUGGAGGGCAUGGUUGCUUGUUUGGAGGCAGGGUGA